This is a messenger RNA of Cavia porcellus (domestic guinea pig), 969 nucleotides long. RefSeq names its product olfactory receptor 52N4-like. The transcript has a single exon. NCBI's taxonomy places the organism in Eukaryota, Metazoa, Chordata, Mammalia, Rodentia, Caviidae. Gene Ontology annotation, cellular component: plasma membrane. Gene Ontology annotation, molecular function: olfactory receptor activity; G protein-coupled receptor activity. Bases 1 to 969 code for a protein of 322 amino acids. Gene Ontology annotation, biological process: G protein-coupled receptor signaling pathway. The record is from RefSeq and is a predicted model, not a curated record.
AUGCUGCUACUGAAUGAAACACACCUGACCCCAACCUCCCUGAUUCUUAAUGGGAUCCCAGGGCUAGAGGACAUGCACAUCUGGAUUUCCUUCCCAUUCUGCUCCAUGUAUGUAGUGGCCAUGGUUGGGAACUGUGGACUUCUCUACCUCAUCAGCUUUGAGGACUCCCUGCACAGGUCAAUGUAUUACUUCUUAGCCAUGCUGUACUUCACUGACCUUGUCAUGUGCACCGCAAGCAUCCCCAAAGCCCUCUGCAUCUUUUGGUUCCACCUAAAGGAAAUUAGCUUUGAUGAAUGUCUCAUCCAGAUGUUCUUUAUUCACACUUUCACAGUGGUGGAGUCUGGAGUGCUCAUGCUUAUGUCCCUGGACCGCUACGUGGCCAUCUGCUUCUCUUUGCACUACUCAACCAUUCUCACCAAUCCUGUCAUUAUAAGGUCUGGAUUUGCUACUUUAUUGAGAGCAGUGCUACUCAUAGUUCCCUUGAUUUUCAUCAUCAAGCAACUGCCCUACUGCAGAGGCAACAUAAUACACCAUACUUACUGUGACCAGCUAUUUGUAACUAAGUCAUCCUGUGGAAAUAUCAAGGUCAAUAUUAUCUAUGGUCUCAGUAUUGCCCUACUGAUUGGGGGUUUUGACAUUCUGUGCAUCAUCACCAUCUCCUACACCAUGAUCCUGCAUGCAAUGGUCAGCCUCUUCUCAGCAGAUGCUCGGCAGAAGGCCUUCAGCACCUGCACUGCCCACAUCUGUGCCAUUGUUUUCUCCUACACUCCAGCCUUUUUCUGUUUCUUUUUCAAUCGCUUUGGGAGCAAUGUCAUCCCUCCAUCUUGUCACAUCCUUGUGGCCUAUGUCUACCUGCUCCUGCCCCCCACUAUGAACCCUAUUGUCUAUGGGGUGAAAACUAAGCAGAUACAAGACUGUGUUGUAAGGAUCUUUUCAAGUUGCAAGGAUACAAAACCACACAGCAUAUAA